Trichomycterus rosablanca is the source of this 927-nucleotide messenger RNA. RefSeq names its product FERM and PDZ domain-containing protein 4-like. Bases 460 to 927 code for a protein of 155 amino acids. Lineage: Eukaryota; Metazoa; Chordata; Actinopteri; Siluriformes; Trichomycteridae. Gene Ontology annotation, molecular function: protein binding. The transcript is spliced from 6 exons. The record is from RefSeq and is a predicted model, not a curated record.
ACGCAGACACCGGGAAACCAGGGAAAGGUAAACGGAGGGAAAGUUGUUUCCGUCGGAUGAGCUCAGGUUGCGCGCUGUGGAGUGUCACACAGAGAUGCGGGGUGUCCCACCCAUGAGCCGGAGCAUCCUGGAGCUGGAGUGACCUGGGGGACUCUCUCAGCGAGCCAUCCGUGAUUCCCACAAGACAUAUACACAGACACAUCAGCCUCGGAGCUGACUCGGUACUCGGUACUCAGCUCGGGAAGGGACGUUGGUAUGGCUUUAACUGGGUGAUGGAUAUGAAAGCAGUUCUUAGAGAAACUGUGGUUGUGUCGGGGAGCUCUGAGAACUUGUGGGAACAACAUCCAGAAGCAUCUCUGAUCUACCUGCACUGAUCCAGAAAGAACCGUGAAUGAAUGCACAACGAAGAGAUCCUGUGGCUAAGAGACCCAUCUCCAUCCUGUCCUCUCCUCUCAGGGCAUGGCCCAGGUCCAGGAUGGACAUUCAUACGAAUCUGACAGUCCUGCAUUGUUAGAGGAGAGUCAGGAUGGCAUGGACAGUGGCAGCCUGACGCCUGGCACAGCUCGACACGUCUGCAUCCAGCGCCACCCCGACCACGGCUUCGGCUUCAUCGCCGGCGGCGAACGGCCUGUCAUUGUACGCUCUGUCUCUGCGGACGGACCUUCUGACGGCAAGCUCUUUGCUGGUGACCAGAUCCUAGCCAUCAACGAGGAAAUAAUCAGCGACGCCCCCAGAGAGAGAGUCAUAGACCUUUCACCUAAAUCUGCCUUCAUAAGUGCCGCCAAGAAAGCUCGUCUGCGAACCAAUCCCCCCAAAGUGCGCUUUUCUGAGCAAGUGUCUAUCAGUGACCCAGACUCAGUAUGUUCUGCUUUCUGUCACGCUCAUCCUUUAUCCCAGAUCAUCAUCACAGCCGUAACGUCCUCGUGA